AUGUUGAUGUACUAUUUACUUUUACUUUUUAAUAUAAUAAUAUGUUGUAAUGUUACAAAUAUUUAUGGAUAUAUACAGAAUGUUAGAUCACAUGAAGGAUAUAUAAAAAAUUACCAAAUAAAAAAAUAUAAUGGUAAUAUAAAACAAAGGAAGAGAAGCCCUUUAUAUUUAUUAAAAAAUGAAAAGGCCGACGUAAAAAUUGUUAAGUAUCCAGACCCUAUAUUAAGACGAAGAAGCGAAGAAGUAACAAAUUUUGAUGACAAUCUGAAGAGUGUUGUCAGAAAAAUGUUUGAUAUUAUGUAUGAGAGUAAAGGAAUUGGUUUGUCUGCACCACAAGUUAAUAUAAGCAAACGAAUUAUUGUAUGGAAUGCAUUAUAUGAAAAAAGAAAAGAAGAAAACGAACGAAUAUUUAUUAAUCCAUCUAUAGUAGAACAAAGUUUAGUCAAAGUAAAAUUAAUAGAAGGAUGCUUAUCAUUUCCAGGAAUAGAAGGAAAAGUUGAAAGACCUAGUAUAGUAUCUAUAUCAUAUUAUGAUGUAAAUGGAUGUAAACAUUUAAAAAUUUUGAAAGGUAUACAUGCUAGAAUAUUUCAACAUGAAUUUGAUCAUCUUAAUGGUGUCUUAUUUAUUGAUAAAUUAACACAAAUGGAAAAAAAAAAAGUUAGAGCAAAACUUAAUGAGCUAAUUAGGGAUUAUAAAAAUACUCACUCGGAAGAGCCAGCCAUAUAA
This is a messenger RNA of Plasmodium adleri (nom. inval.), 726 nucleotides long. Its product is annotated as peptide deformylase. Gene Ontology annotation, biological process: peptidyl-methionine modification. NCBI's taxonomy places the organism in Eukaryota, Apicomplexa, Aconoidasida, Haemosporida, Plasmodiidae. The record is from RefSeq and is a predicted model, not a curated record. The transcript has 2 exons. The coding region runs from base 1 to 726 and encodes 241 amino acids. Gene Ontology annotation, molecular function: peptide deformylase activity. Gene Ontology annotation, cellular component: mitochondrion.